Messenger RNA from Durusdinium trenchii, 1005 nucleotides. The record is from the annotation of a GenBank genome assembly. Lineage: Eukaryota; Dinophyceae; Suessiales; Symbiodiniaceae.
AUGUUCUUGCCAGGCAAUUUGUCCAUUUGUUUGAUGGGCUCGCAGAGUCAUUUGACCUCAAGGCCCAACUAUAGACUCUUUGUUCGCAUCGGUGAUGUGAGCCAAGGUCGAAUGGUCGUUGCCGGGGGGUCAAAGGACAUCCAAUGGCCGGAUGUGGUUCUGACCUUGGAGCCGCCUUCCUCGCCCGAGCCUCCUGCCUCGGACUCGAUCAGAGAGCUGCUGCGACGUGUGGAGGAAGCGAUCGGCGUGUCCAGGUACCGCAUGAGGUUGCUGCGCCCUGGGAUCACCGAGUACCGCGAGGACGUCGUGUUGUGCAAUGAAGAGCCAUGGACUCUGGCGCCCGCGGAUCUUCAGCUGAUUGUCUUGCCCUACGCGCGACCCACGGACGAGCAGCAGCUGCAGCUGCGGCGGGCCGUGGAGGAGGGCCUCGACAUGGAGCUGGAGGAACUUCUGGAGGUACCCAUUCACCCAGACUACGAGAUGGAAGACAAGUACAAGCCCUUGUGGAUCUCUUGUGCUGAAGGCCACUACGACUGUGCCCAAGUGCUCCUGGAGGCCAAAGCGAACAUCAACAAGGCCUGUGACCUCGGGCAUUCACCUCUGUGGGUGGCCUGUGAACGGGGUCACAUGGACGUGGCACGCUUGCUGCUGGACCACGGGGCCGACAAAGAUCAGAGGAAUAUCUAUGGCAAGUCACCCUUGUGGCAUGCCUGCGUCAGUGGAAACUGCAGGGUUGCUGAACUUCUUUUGCAGGCUGCUGCUGAUCUGGAGCAACGUGAUCAAGGCCGUUCGCAUUUGAGAGCUGCCUGUGACUUUGGGCACGUUCAGGUGGCCAGGUUGCUCUUGGAGGCCGGUGCUCGGGUGGAAGAGGAGUUGAGGUCUCAACAGCGCCCGCUGCUCCCACGGUACCACCACGGUUCCAUGACGUGCUUUUCACGCACCAAGGGAGUUGAAGAGAAAAAGGGGCAGCGGCUCGUGAGCGGCAGUUGCGGCAGCGUGGGGUGA